CUCUCCCAACCGAAAGACAUCUCCCCCCGCAAACAACUUGGACACUCUUAUGCACCGCCAUAUCGAUCGCCGCCGUGAUCUCGCCCCAUCAUUCCCUAACUUCAGCGCUUGUUUCAUAUCGCCACUUCUUCUGUCCCUCGCCGAACGAUGCCGCGACUGAACCUCCUGCGACCUCAUCGCCGAGCCCAUAGCUCGCAGUCAAGCGCGACACCAUCAUCUCCUGCCUCUGCCGUCGCGACGCCAACAUCGUCAUCACCGCCUCCUCCAUCCACCUUUUCCUACAGGAGCAUCCUUUCCGCGCUUCCACCACUUGAUAUUGGCUCGCCGGGCCUAGGCUCGCCGGGACAAUGGUUGGACGGAACCGCUUACGAUGGUGUCGCCACUACCGCUACCACUACCACUACUGCGGUCGCACCACAGGCACCACAAUACCCACCACCGCCCCGCCCACCACUACCACCACCAUCACAGCCUCCAACUCCUUCCACCGCGACAGCUACCCCUCCCCCCUCCUCCAUCGGAGCUUUCUCCCGAACAUCUACACCGUAUACCGCGUUAACCUCCGACACUCCGGCGCCACGGAACAAGACAUCGGCGAUGACACCCCCGUCGGUCGGCUUGCAUUCGCGCGCGAAUGAGAACGUCAAACCGGAGAAAGUCAAGGAAGCCGGCGGAAAGGGAAUGAAAUUGGGACGACUCAACCCGAUGAGUCUACUACGGCGACGGUCGAGUCAGAGGGAUCUUGCGCUGGGAAAGGACAAAGGGAGGAGCUCGAGGGACUUGCCAGAUAAUUUCGAUCCUAAAAUCAUUUACGCAACCAGACACCCGGAUUGGAGCAGUCAUCCGAAGCGGGGAUCGCAGGAUCCGAGGCGGAGUUUGAGUCCUGUUCCAGUUGGGCCCGGGAGCCCGGGUGUGCCCAUUAAAAGUGACGGGAAGAAACCUUCGCGGACGGAGAUUGAGGAGGCGCAGGGCAUUGAUGCGAGGAUUAGUCUUUCAGUCUCUCCGCAGGAGACAAGGCUGCCGACCAGGCCGCCGAUGCCGAUACCACAGAUCGACAAGGACCUACCGCCACCACCCUCACAGAUUCCGCCACCGCCUCCUCCUCCGCUAGCAGAAGAAACAGAAUCUCUGCUGCCGGUCGCAAUGACCCCCGAGAUGCCAAUUGUCCCUGAGAUGCCGACCUCCCCGUCAACUGCAGUAUUUAGGCCCACAUCGGCGCUUUCCGGGCUCUCCGGCAUCUCGGAUACACCGACAGAGGAACGACGACGGCGUGGCGUUACCUUGAUAGACCAUCCGCUCGCGAUGCCACACUACAAAGCUGUCAACUCUUCGCGCUUUAGCUUCGAGGGCAGCAGUAAGUCUCCGAGCGCGGCGCCAUCCCAGAAAGGUCUUGACUCGGAAGAGGAUGACGAUCGAUCCUCGUUUGCGGAUGGCAGCUUCCAGUUUAACCUGGACGACGAGGGCUAUGAAGACGAUGGGUUUGAGCGGGCCAACGAGGGACUAUUCGGAAACGACCCCAUAUCCGAUGAACUCGCCGACCAGUAUAAUGCUCUCCAGGCAGCCAUGGAUGUGAUGAAAAUCACCAUGGCGCAACAGGAGCAAGGUAUUGGAAUGGCGUUAUCGGAGGAUAUGCCGAAUCAAUCCGGCGGUGAGAUGGAGUUUGGCGGGUUCCCUACGGACGAUAACUUGCCGUUUAUGGACCCACAACCGUUAGCGGCAGAGCAGUCGGCCAAGGAUAUCACUCUCAGUUCCAGACAGCGUAUGGCAAAUCCUCGGAAUCUGGAAUUAACAAGCGAUGACUUGGACUUUAUGGACGACGAGCAAGAGUUGGCAGGUUAUGAGGAUGAUGACGAUGACAUGUACUUUGACGACGGGCUCAUAACCGACUAUGCAGCCGAUUCAGAGACGCAGGAUGAGCAACCGCAGCCCUCUCUCUUACCGCAGCCUCAAAAAUUGACCAUACAACCGCCAUCCGACGACACAACACCUGCUUCGCCUCCCGUGGAAGGGUACUUUGGCCAGGUUAAUCCUGAAUUCGAUGCCGCCAACCGGUUUUCUAUGGUCACUCAGGACACUGGCAUCUCCUCCGGUUUAAUACCGCAAGACGGCUCGAUGGCCACUGAACCGGAGGAUCCGAUGCCCAAAUUCCCACCAUUCAUCAAUCCGAUUGGAGGUGGCCUGGGGUUCACACCCCAACAGCAUCAGUUCUAUGCCCCGGAGGUCAACGGUACCCUUCUUAACGGCUACGCCUUAAGUUCACUCACAUCUACGCUCCAACAGUAUCAGAUGCAGCAACAACAGCUCGGUCUCGCUGGUGCACCACAGAGCCCUUCGGAGGGCUACGACUCCGACAUCAAUGAGCGUCCAAAUUUCGGCAACGACUCGGAUUUCGACUUUAGUUAUGAUUAUGACUACAAUGAUGAUGAUGACCCUAUGGUUGCGGCUGCUAAUGCGGAAGCGUUGGCCAACGACAGCGAAGGCUUUUACGGCUCGGAAUUCGGAUUUUACUCUAGCAACACCAACGGCGGGCUUUCUUACGCAGGAGGCUUCUUCGGCAAUGCCGGCGUGAAUGGGGAAUUGUUGCGACCGCCGAUUCGCAGGCCGUCUCUCACCCCUAUCUCGGAAAGAUCGGAGAGCAGCUACCGGAAUAGCUUGGUGUUCCCAGUGCCGGGAUCACAGGGCGGGGGAUGGGGAUCGCCAGGACCACUGUCGCCGGGAAGCUGGGGCACUGAUCAAGGUGAGGAAUUGACGCUGGGGCAGUUAUUGCAGCUGAGGAGAAACGCAUGGGGAGGUAGCAACGGGAGCAUGAGAAGCGCCGGUAGUGGGGGCAAUGGAGGCGGCGCCGGCAGUGGUAGUCCCGUCACUAGUCCUGUCGGGAGUCCGUUAGGUUGGGGCGCAGGGAGCAACGCAUUGGCCGCUGUCAGCAUGGGAAUGCCGUCGGUUUCGCAGAUGAACAUGGGGGACCAAGCUGCCGCUGAGUAUCUGCUGCAGCAGCAACAGCAGGCAGGAAUCUUUUCGCCACCUCUGUACCCACACUCAAUUCCAGUUGCUACGGCAUUGGCAGAACCUUCAUCGGCAGAGCAGCAAUUGAUCCACCAAUACUUGGGCAUGAUGUCGCCUCCUCUACGAUCAUCGCCGCCGCCACCACCGGGUCUCUCUCCACCGCCGGGAUUGGGAUUCGGAACUACUCCUCCCCCUCCAGGUCUGCACCACGCUGGUGCGAAGGCGAUGCUCCCGACGAAGGGGAGUUUUGAGGACCCUGCCAGUAUAGAGGCUCCCUGGUAGUUCUUUUAAUUUGCGCGUUUUUGGUUAGGUUAAUCCUUUAUUGGAGGAGGAAACAUGUAACUAUAUUGUGUAGACUGUCGCUCUCUAUAGACCUGUCGUUUAUAUACCUAGGGGGGGUAGGAUAUGUUGUGCUUUAUGAUACUGUUUGUGCAUGGUGCGGGUUCAGGGCGUUCGGUCGUUUUAGGGGGGUUAAUGUCGGCGGGGGGAUCCGGAGGGUAUGAUGAAUUUAUAGCUCGCCGAAUAUUAGGU
This is a messenger RNA of Tricharina praecox, 3534 nucleotides long. RefSeq lists its product as uncharacterized. The coding region runs from base 148 to 3285 and encodes 1045 amino acids. The record is from RefSeq and is a predicted model, not a curated record. NCBI's taxonomy places the organism in Eukaryota, Fungi, Ascomycota, Pezizomycetes, Pezizales, Pyronemataceae. The transcript has a single exon.